AUGUUAUUCUCAUGCAGAGCCAGAUUCCUCCACUAGGGGGAGCCGGUGAGACGCUACCUGUAUGCAACCGCGGCGCUGCUGCUGCUGUUGGGUGCUCACCCCUUCCCUGCCUUUGUGAGUACAUUGGAGGAACCUGCGCACAUAUACUGAUCCUGAGCAGGCUAGAGACAGCUCGCAGCAGGAGUGGGGGGUCGCCUGCAGGAUUUAUCCCGGACACAUCACCCUGGCGGCCGCAUGCUACUAUACCUGCGCUGACACGGAUGAAAUUGUUGUCACCGAGUGUCUCAUUGUUGAAUCUCCGUAGCUGCGGACGGUGAAAACAAGGAUUUUGCAAGAGAAGAUGAUGAAACCUGUGAUUUGUUACUUUGUGGUAUUUUACACAAUAACUAUUGGAUAUUCAUCAAAGAGGUCAGCUGUGGAUUUGGAUGCGACACCCAGGAUAACCGUAACCUAUAACGAUCUUUCUGAUGUGAAACGGUUUAGUGAUAAUGUAAAGAAUUACAGCACAUUACUCCUGGAGGAUGAACAUGGAAUUCUCUAUGUGGGAGCCAGAGGUGCCAUCUUCUCUCUCAACCUUAGUGACAUUUCUCAUGGGUCCCAGAAAACUAUCCCAUGGGAGGUCACAUAUAAUGACAUUGAAAAAUGUCGGGAAAAAGGAAAAAACAAUCAGACCGAGUGCUUCAACCAUAUAAGGCUCUUGCAGAGGCUUAAUCAUACCCACCUGCAUGUCUGUGGAACGUACGCCUUCUCCCCGAAAUGCUGCUACAUUGAUGUGAAGACUUUUACUUUUCCUAAACCAUGUCAUGAAGGAAAAGAUGUAUGUCCAUACGACCCAACCAUAGGGUACACUGGAGUUAUAGUAGAUGGCUUUCUGUACACAGCCUCUCGUUACGGGUUCCACAGCGUGCCAGAUAUAAGGAGAGAUAUUAUUGCACCCAUGUUAAGAACUGAGGCCACCCCCCUGCACUGGCUAAUUGAUGCUGAGUUUGUGACCUCUGCUCUGGUACGAGAAAGUCUAAAUAGCACAAUAGGCGAUGACGAUAAAAUCUACUACUUCUUUAAUGAAAGAGUUAUUGAGGAAAGCUCAGAGUUCCUAGACAAGACUCAUGUAGCAAGAGUAGCUCGUGUGUGCAAGAGCGAUAUGGGAGGCAAGAAAAUUUUGCAGAAGAAGUGGACAUCAUUCCUAAAAGCAAGAUUAGUCUGCUCCAUGCUGUUCUAUGAAACCUUAAAGAGUGCGUACACACUGGAAGUCGGGAGUUGGCACACAACCAUCUUUUACGGGGCCUUUGUCUCACAGUGGGGAAGCAUGGAAUCCUCAGCUGUUUGUCGGUACAGCAUAUCUGAUAUCCAGAAGGCAUUUGAGGGGCCAUACAUGGAAUAUCAGGAUACCACAAGGAAAUGGGAUAGAUAUACAGGAAAUGUUCCACAGCCAAGACCAGGCUCAUGCAUAACAAAUGAAUUCCGUAGUAGUGGCUACAACGUCUCUGAAGAUCUCCCCAAUAAGGUCCUUGAUUUUGUCAAGCUCCAUCCUCUAGUGUCCGAGCAUGUGAAGCCGAUUGGUGAAAAGCCGCUCCUCUUCAAGAGGAAUAUUAUUUACUCUCGAAUUGCAGUAGAUAGAGUGACAGCUCUGGAUAAGGAACAGUAUGAUGUGCUGUUUCUAGGGACAGACAAUGGUUGGAUUCACAAGGCGGUAGUCAUCAAUGAUAGAGUUCAUAUAAUAGAAGAGAUACAAGUCUUCAAGACUCCACAGCCAGUUGAAAAUUUGGUUAUAUCCAAGAAACAGAAUAGUUUAUAUAUUGGAGCCCAGAGUGGAGUCCUGCAGUUACCACUGUCCAGCUGUAACCGUUAUACCUCAUGCUAUGACUGCAUCCUAGCCAGGAACCCGUAUUGUGGUUGGGAUGGCAAUUCAUGCCGUGAGCCUCUUACGUCACAGGAUCGGGUACAGAUGACGCAGGAUAUGCAGAAUGGUAACGGAGGAUGUUUAAACAACACAGACGACGCUGUUCCUGUAAAGAAACUGCGGACAGUUUUGAAAGGCGAUGAUGUUCUCCUGCAGUGUGACCUCUGGUCUAACUUGGCCAAGCCGCAGUGGCUUGUAAAUGGUACAGAGCCAUUGGAAGGUGAUGAAGGUCACUUUCGAUUGGGUGUUGAUGGACUUCUCAUCUCCGAUGCUUUACUAGAACACAGCGGUGAAUACACUUGCUUCUCUGUAGAAAGUGGGUUAGAGUCUAUAGUUGCAUCAUAUAAUGUCAAUGUUCUGUUGGAGCUACCGAAAGAGAAAAUCUACUCUGAAGCUACGCCUGUUGACCAGCUACCAACACCAGCAACCCAUGCUUCUACUCAUCUGGAGUUUGUGUACAUUUCCGUCAUUACGGUUCUUGGUGGACUGUGCCUAGUACUUUCUGUUGUUUUACUGUACGUUUCUUGCCAGCAGAAACGAAAGGGUAAAUAUCAAAUGCGUAACUCCCGGAUUACAAGCGUAGAGCUUCAGACAGUAUCUUCAAACUUCAAAGACAAGUCAGAUGAGCACAACAAUUACUCUGACGGGUGUCUUCAGAUCAUUCCCGGCGAGGCACCAACAGCUCCUCCAAGCAAAGUAAAUCCUCCUCCCCCACCUCCGCCACCUCCUUUGCCCUCAGAGUUCACCAAUGGAAUUAGCACUCUUCCCAACAUGCUGAGGAAGAUGAAUGGUAACAGUUACAUGCUUCUAAGACAAAGUGAGGAGUCCAGUUCUCCCUUGUACAAUUCUUUCACAGAAGAACUUAGCAAGAUCCUGGAGAAGAGGAAACACACACAGCUGGUUGAAAAACUGGACGAAAGUUCUGUUUAGUAAAAACUGCUAAAAGACAAUGGAAAAAUCACACAACGCUACCUCAAUGAACAUAUUUUUUAACUAAUAACUUUUUAUAAUAUUUUCAUUAACUCCCAUGCUUUCCCAUAUAGUUUAAUUUAUACAAACCAGCACUAUGAAGGUCAGUGACUCCCACACUCAACACCUUCAUCCGUGGAGCUUCAGGGCUCUCUUCUACCAUGAUAUUUACAUCAUACAAUGGACAACUAGAUGGAGGACAAGUCCUCUUAGUGGAAACAUUCAUCCCUGUUCUGCUUUGGAGGAACCAUGACCAAAGCUUAGAAAGGACAUGCAUCUACAGUAUUCAGCCACGAGAGGAGGAAACUGAAACGGAGACAGCAGCAGAAUUGGAAGCACGUAGCAUCGGAGCUU
Pseudophryne corroboree (corroboree frog) is the source of this 3223-nucleotide messenger RNA. It is a transcript of the gene SEMA4G, whose product is annotated as semaphorin 4G. Gene Ontology annotation, biological process: negative regulation of axon extension involved in axon guidance; negative chemotaxis; positive regulation of cell migration. Gene Ontology annotation, molecular function: chemorepellent activity; semaphorin receptor binding. The coding region runs from base 341 to 2830 and encodes 829 amino acids. NCBI's taxonomy places the organism in Eukaryota, Metazoa, Chordata, Amphibia, Anura, Myobatrachidae. Gene Ontology annotation, cellular component: plasma membrane. The record is from RefSeq and is a predicted model, not a curated record. The transcript has 16 exons.